Messenger RNA from Physella acuta, 3424 nucleotides. RefSeq lists its product as uncharacterized. NCBI's taxonomy places the organism in Eukaryota, Metazoa, Mollusca, Gastropoda, Physidae. The record is from RefSeq and is a predicted model, not a curated record. Gene Ontology annotation, biological process: regulation of DNA-templated transcription; spermatogenesis. Gene Ontology annotation, cellular component: nucleus. Gene Ontology annotation, molecular function: RNA polymerase II cis-regulatory region sequence-specific DNA binding; protein dimerization activity; DNA-binding transcription factor activity, RNA polymerase II-specific.
CAACACGAGCUAAACCACGCAAAUCACGGGCAGUUUGUCAAACUUGUGUGUGAAAGUUGGGAGAAUAUUUCAUUUGUUGCACAACUAUCGGCCUUGUUUUAUUCGUGAUCUCGUGAAAUUCUGUGCUUUAUCGAGGAAUACGAAACAAGUUUCAAAUAUGGAGGAUAAAACAUCAAAAACUCACGACAAAAGUGAGAUAGUUGAUGCAGAUCAAGAUAAAGUUAAAGAUAAGAAAGAUAUUGAAGAUGGACAACGCGGUUCUAGUGAGGCUACAAGCUCACAUGCCCAGCUAAAGCUACGAGAUUUGUUGAGGUUUGUGGGCGUGACGGUCAAGGAGAGCAUCUCCCGAGGGAUAGACCUCGAUGCCAGCAGAUUCCAACGUGAAACAACAGCCCAUACCGACACGCCAAAGUCGACGGAAGUUCUGAUUCUUAAAGCCCCGGGUCUGGCAUCAAAUGGGCCUUUGACUCGCGCGAACAAGAGAUUGCUGGAGUCGGCUUUGUUGUCGUGUGUCAACAGCGAGAACCAAAAUAUUUCCUUCUCCGGUGACGGGUUCCGUUUGCUGGCGAGUGUCGAGUCUCAGACCUGCACACCUGCAACGACAUCCAGCAGGCAAGGUCAAGGUCGAGGCAGACAGCCCAGCGACCUGUUAUCUCACGUUCUGACCGGCGAGGAUAAAAAUCUUGGCGCCGACAACGCCGGAUCUCCGGAAAAGGUAUACGUCAACGUGACUGACAACGAGGGGCCCAAAGAACCCGGGGAGGUCGGCCUUGAGGACGAGUGUUGCCAUGGAGACGUGGACGCCUUCCUUGACGACUCGGUGUGUAGUGGUUCCAUUGUCUCUAAGCUUGAUACACAAAGUGAAUGGGAAAUGGAGACGAGUGGACCAGCUAGUCCAGUACAAGAUAGGAAAAGUCCAUCGCUGACCAAGCUAUUUGAAGACUCUGUGGUCAACGACCCCAGUACGUUGCUAAUCCAGGACGAGGCUGAUGGGGACCGUCUCAGACGUGAUAUAUCACAAGCGCUCCAAGUGACCGACCUGAAAGUUUCCACCACGCUAGACGCCACCAAGCUGUGCAGUUCCCAGAGUUUCCGUCUGAUAUUUGUCUCCUUGGUAACGACAUCAGCUGACCAAACAGUGUCCAUUGCUGCGGCCAUUAGACAGACGUGCACAAAAAACAAAAGCGCAAGUUUCAUCGCAAUUAUAGACAAACCAACAGACGUUGACCUUCAAGCCCGGGGAUUCGAUGAUAUCUAUACUAGCCCUAUCCCGGUGGAUGAGAUCCGCCACAAAUAUCAGAAGCCUCGAUGGAUGUCAGGUGAAGGUGGUGGUUCUGAAACUUUAACACGGGAGACUGUAAACACACCCGAGUCCACAAUCAGCAUUGAAUCCAUCAGGACCACAGAAUGCAGCCAGUCCUCCAAUGUUGGAAGUGUAUCCAGUGGUCAAGAUAUCAGCGACAUCUCUUUCUCUGACUUGAAAAGUUCAUUUACACCCGCAGAAGAGAAAUCGUCAUACAUUAAUAUCAUACAGGACAGAAGCUCACCGCAAGAAGUUUCCCCACCCUCCUGGUGUAGAGCUGAACAUGCAACCAAGGAAAAACAACGAAGUUUUUGGAGUAAAUUUCCUGCUUGUACAGAAAAAAAACGCAGGGAGAGAAUUAAAGACAGUUGUGAUCAACUUCGAGUUCUCCUUCCUUACGUCAGAGGACGUAAAACUGACAUGGCAUCCAUUCUUGAGAUGACAGUUGACUACCUAAAGAUUAUCAAUGCUGCACUUCCACAGGACUUUCAGUCUCAAAUUUAUGGUCAGGUGAUUGAGAUAAUGAGCAACAGCAACCCACUGCUGGAGUCAAGGAAUGAAACUGCAAAAAAAAUAAACAUGUCUCGUAAAAAACUCUCCAGACGCAAGUCUCAAGGCCUUGACUUAUCACCACUAGGGAAACCUCUGCACAUUGUAGACAAAAAAUCAGAAGCUCCUGUUUUAACACUAGCUAGCUGUGAACAAAAUGUUAACAGUCAAGUGAGAGUCAGGCCAAGUUCACAAAAUUUGAAAGACAAUGCAAGUAUUGCAAGUAGCUUCAUAGGCCAUACACUGGAUAUGAAGACAAUGAAUGGAUUAUAUAACAGCUCUAAGCAGCAGAAAAAUGCUGUAUCUAGCUUUACAUCUGGAAAUUCACUACCUAAGAGAGAAUGUAUAAUGUCAACACAUUCUGAAACCUGCCCCAAACCAAAAAGGCUGCAGAUGGAUAUUACAAAAGGGGCAGAAAAUACACAGGCCACUCCACUGUAUGCCACUUCUGGUGGAUGCAUAGCACCAAGAGAAACCAAAAAAGAAAUAAUUCAAGAUGAAAUCAUCACACACACUAUUCCACUCACUGGCUUCCAAAUUCAAAGCAUGCUGACAGAUGGAGAUAUUUCAGCCAAUCGCAUGUUCUCUACUGGCCACGUUGCUAACUCUGAUCUCUACCAAUAUCAAUCACAGAUCAGCUCAUUGGCCACCAGCCGCAUGAACCAUUCAGAGCAUGAAAUGGGUCCCUACAGUGGAAUGUAUUUUGAUGGUGCCUACUACCACUACUACCCUUCAGUUCAGGAUACCAAUGCCAAUGCCUUCUGCUUCCCUGGUCUGGCUAAUGAGUAUGUGAACCCAAAUGCUGUUGUACCCAUGACCUCGUUCAAUCCUAGAAACACUUUUUCAUCCAGCCACAAAAUAGAAGCAAGACCAUCUUCAGAAGUUAAUAGAUUCCAUGUUAAUGAAAAUUUGGAUUUGUUCAACUGCAAUUUGUUACCAAACAAUUUAAAGUCCAAUCAUUUGUCUUGAUGAAUUUCCAUGAACUGUUAUGCUUAGAAACUGAGACAAGGAAGUUUCUUAGCUUUGUUUUGUAAAUAGUUUAAAUACAGCUCCUCUGAUUUAAUAUACUUCAAUGGGAGACACAAGAAGUGUCUUCAAAAUUAUCAGAUAUUUUAUGUGAUAUCAGAGCCAUCAGGUAUUAUGAUGUAGAAAAGUGUACGCUAAGAUAAAGUGGGGGAUUUUACUAUGGUGAAGUGUAUACGAAAAUAAAUAAACUGUUGAAGACUUUCAUCAUACUGAAACAAAUUCACAGCAAUGACAAGUGGUCUUGUUACUUUGUCAGUGGCUGAGGGUUCUUCUAAGUUUUAAGAAAAUAAAAUUGUAGCUUAAAAUCUUUAGGGGUAUUUAAGAAUUUAAAAAAAAAAGAGUUGAUAAUUAGAGUUAUUUGUCUGUAUAUUUAAGGGAAUUAACUCUUGUUGAAGUCUUGUCAUAUUUUACACUAACUUCAAAAAUGAAAACUCUUUUCUUAACUCAGCCUGCUGAUAAAUUGUAUGUUUUUUUAGUGAUAAAUAAGAAUACUAGAAUAAUGAUUCUAGGUAAUAGUCUUCUUAUUUAAGUUUUGAUUUGUUAUUU